Trichoderma gamsii is the source of this 1257-nucleotide messenger RNA. Its product is annotated as cellulase. Gene Ontology annotation, cellular component: extracellular region. Gene Ontology annotation, molecular function: cellulose binding; hydrolase activity, hydrolyzing O-glycosyl compounds. Lineage: Eukaryota; Fungi; Ascomycota; Sordariomycetes; Hypocreales; Hypocreaceae. The transcript has a single exon. The coding region runs from base 1 to 1257 and encodes 418 amino acids. Gene Ontology annotation, biological process: glucan catabolic process. The record is from RefSeq and is a predicted model, not a curated record.
AUGAAUAAACCAAUGGGCCCGUUGCUACUCGCUGCCACGCUUAUGGCAAGCGGUGCUAUCGCACAGACACAAAGCGUUUGGGGACAAUGUGGAGGUACGGGCUACAGUGGCCCAACGAACUGUGCUUCUGGUUCUGCAUGCUCUACAUUGAAUCCCUAUUACGCCCAGUGCAUUCCAGGCGCAACCAGCUUCAUUACCUCGACUACCUCGACCAAGUCUCCUGGUUCUGGGUCAAGCACAACCUCUUCAGCUUCUCAACCAACAGGCUCUGGGCAGACGCGAUUUGCUGGUAUCAACAUUGCCGGGUUCGACUUUGGCUGCACAAUUGAUGGAACCUGUGUUACUUCACAGAUUUACCCGCCACUGAAGAAUUUUGGUGGUACUAAUAACCACCCAGAUGGUGUCGGCCAGAUGCAGCACUUUGUCAACGAUGAUAAAUUAAACAUCUUCCGUCUACCUGUUGGAUGGCAGUAUCUUGUUAACAACAACCUGGGUGGAACAUUGGACUCCACCGCUAUUAGCAACUAUGAUCAGCUUGUUCAAGGCUGUUUAGCCACUGGAUCGUACUGUAUUGUCGAUAUCCACAACUACGCCCGUUGGAAUGGCGCAAUCAUUGGCCAAGGUGGCCCUACAAAUGCUCAAUUUGUCAGCCUUUGGACGCAAUUAGCAACUAAAUAUGCGUCUCAGUCAAAAGUCUGGUUUGGCAUUGUGAACGAGCCGCAUGAUGUGGAUAUUAACACUUGGGGUCAAACUGUGCAAGCCGUUGUUACUGCCAUCCGUAACGCCGGUGCCACAACGCAAUUCAUUUCACUGCCAGGAACCGACUUCCAGUCCGCUGGAAGCUUCCUCUCCGAUGGCAGCUCUACUGCCCUGUCCCAGGUGAAGAAUCCUGAUGGUUCGACGACAAACUUGAUCUUUGAUUUCCAUAAAUACCUUGACUCUGAUAACUCUGGUACUCAUACAGAGUGUGUCACCAACAACAUCGCUACCGCGUUCCAGCCUGUCGCCACCUGGCUUCGCCAGAACAAGCGCCAAGGUAUUUUGACGGAAACUGGUGGCGGCAACACUCAGUCAUGCCUUACGGACAUGUGCCAACAGAACCAAUUUCUCAACCAAAACUCCGACGUCUUCCUCGGCUACAUUGGCUGGGGUGCUGGCUCAUUUGACAGCACUUACGAAUUGACCUUGACACCGACCCAAAACGGAAACACUUGGACUGACACUGCUCUGGCAGCAGCUUGCUUUUCUCGCAAAUAG